This is a messenger RNA of Diospyros lotus (date-plum), 1860 nucleotides long. RefSeq names its product 1-aminocyclopropane-1-carboxylate synthase-like. The transcript is spliced from 4 exons. The record is from RefSeq and is a predicted model, not a curated record. Bases 126 to 1598 code for a protein of 490 amino acids. Gene Ontology annotation, molecular function: transaminase activity; pyridoxal phosphate binding. Gene Ontology annotation, biological process: amino acid metabolic process; biosynthetic process. NCBI's taxonomy places the organism in Eukaryota, Viridiplantae, Streptophyta, Magnoliopsida, Ericales, Ebenaceae.
AAAUACCCAUCUCUCCUGUUCGCUGGUCACUGCAUUGCUAAACAAGCAACUCAUUUAUACACAUACUUUCAACACACAUCGAUCGAGAGUUGAGUGACACGAGUAAUAGAAUUCAUUCUUCGUAGAUGACCAUGAUGAAUACUACUGGGUCUGGGAAUCAUCAUCAUGGGCUUUUGUCCAAGAUUGCAACCAACGAUGAACAUGGAGAGAAUUCUCUCUACUUCCAUGGCUGGAAGGCCUACGAUGAUAAUCCUUUUCAUCUUACCCAGAACCCUAAUGGAGUCAUCCAAAUGGGUCUCGCUGAAAACCAGCUAUCCUCUGACCUAAUCGAAGACUGGAUGAAGAAAAACCAAAGAGCAUCAAUCUGCACCACUGAAGGAGUGCACAUGUUCAAGGAAAUCGCCAACUUCCAGGAUUAUCACGGCUUGCCGGAGUUUAGAAAUGCUGUAGCUAAGUUCAUGGGAAAAGCAAGAGGUGGAAGGGCGGAGUUCGAUCCAGAGAGGAUAGUGAUGGGCGGGGGAGCAACUGGAGCUAAUGAACUGUUGAUGUUCUGUCUGGCUGAUCCCGGCGAUGCAUUUCUCGUUCCUUCACCUUACUAUCCAGCAUUUGAUCGAGACCUAAGAUGGCGAACCGGAGUGAAGCUGCUGCCGGUUGAAUGUAAGAGCUCCGACAGCUUCAGAAUCACCAGAGAGGCACUGGAAGAGGCGUAUGAGAAAGCUUCAGAAUCCAACAUCAGAGUAAAGGGCUUGAUCAUAGGAAAUCCAUCCAAUCCACUGGGCACUAUCAUGGACAGAAACACUCUCAAAAGCUUAGUAUCCUUCGUCAACGACAAGAACAUCCACUUCGUCUGCGACGAAAUCUACGCCGCCACCGUCUUUAAGCAGCCCGAAUUCAUCAGCGUUUCGGAGAUCAUCCAGGAAAUGGACUGCAACCUAGACUUGAUUCAUGUCGUUUACAGUUUGUCCAAGGACAUGGGGAUGCCUGGAUUUAGGGUCGGCAUCGUUUACUCUUACAACGACAAAGUGGUGACCUCCGCCCGGAAGAUGUCGAGCUUCGGCUUGGUUUCGUCCCAGACGCAGCACCUUCUUGCUUCGAUGCUCUCUGACGAUGAGUUCGUGGAGAGGUUCAUCUGCGAGAGCUCGAGAAGGCUGGAAAAGAGGCACAGAAUCUUCACGGAAGGGCUGAAGGAAGUGGAGAUCAAAUGCUUAGAAGGCAACGCCGGCCUGUUUUGCUGGAUGGACUUGAGGCCGCUGCUGAAAGAAGCGACUUUCGAGGCCGAAACUGAGCUCUGGAAACUGAUAAUCAACCAAGUGAAGCUGAAUGUCUCGCCAGGCUCGUCGUUCCAUUGCUCGGAGCCGGGCUGGUUCAGAGUCUGCUUCGCAAACAUGGACGACGAGACGGUGCAAGUGGCGCUGCAGAGAAUCCGGACGUUCGUGAAUGAGAAGAAGGGGACCGGAAAGGCGGCGCCGGAGAAGAAGAAGAAGCAGUGGCAGAAGAACCUCCGGCUGAGCUUCUCGUCGGGACGAAUAUACGAGGAUGGCUGCCUUUCGCCUCACGUGUUGUCGCCUCACUCCUCUAUGCUUCGAGCUCAAACUUGAUUCAAUAUAUUGCUACAAUUUCUCUUCUCUUUUCUUUUUGGGGGGUUAUAAUAAUUAACUCGUCUGCGCAAGCGCUGCCGUUAACGUUUGGCAGUUAAUUAGGAAAAGGGAAGGGGAAGUUGGUUUAUUCUUUAGUUCGGUAAUUUGUAUCAUCUCUGCAUGCAUGCCUGGCCAAUCCAUUCUAAUCAUGCAUGCAUGUUGUUUGUUCAUCUUAAUUAUUAAGCAAAUUUCUUAGUGGAAAUGAAUGAAUGAAGUUCUCUUG